Messenger RNA from Mytilus californianus (California mussel), 3814 nucleotides. RefSeq lists its product as uncharacterized. Gene Ontology annotation, cellular component: ciliary inversin compartment. The record is from RefSeq and is a predicted model, not a curated record. Gene Ontology annotation, biological process: protein localization to ciliary inversin compartment. The transcript has 4 exons. Lineage: Eukaryota; Metazoa; Mollusca; Bivalvia; Mytilida; Mytilidae. Bases 744 to 3197 code for a protein of 817 amino acids. Gene Ontology annotation, molecular function: protein binding.
UCGACCUUCAUUCGGCGAGUUGCAACUUGCGUUAGAACACAGGGUGUAUUUGAUAUAAUAAUCAUUUCUAGAAGCCAAUAGAUACUAUACAAGCAAGUGAUUAAAGACACGCCACAUCCUGAAAAUGUAUCUGUAGAAAAGAGAUGGGAACGGUAUAUUCUACUUUGUUCACACGGCCUAGUUUGAACAUAGCUCACUUUGUUAGAUUAUUUAAAGUGUCUCAGACAGAGCUUCCAAAUAUACUCCGGGAAUUACUUACGGUAAAAGAGCCACCCGCGUCUCUGGAUGGCGAUAUUCGGAGUACCAGGUACAUGUCCAAACAACUGAGAGCCUUUGAAUGGAAAGUCAUAGCAACUGUCCGUACAAAACAGUAUGCUGAUUUUGAUGUUUCUCUUAUGUACAAGAUAAUAAGAAAUUUAAAUUUAGUUCCACCACCAACACGAGGUUGGGACAACCAAAAUCCACCAACUCCGACAGAAAUUACAAUUUGAGAUGAUGUAGAACGAAUCAGACAUAGCCGGAAUGAUAUUGUGCAUAGUAGUAAUACAAAUAUCUCAGACUUAGAACUAGAUAAUAGGUUUUCACUUUUCAUAGACAUUGCAAGUAGAUUUGAAGUAUACCUAAAUAAACGGAAUAGAGAAUAUGUGUCAAGAAUAGAAAACGUUAAAACUUGCUGCAUAGAUCCGGAUACAGAACAAAUAUACCUUCGGCAGUUGGAAGAUCUAGCUGAACACGAGAGAAGAAUGGCAUCAAGUAUAUCCACGGUCAGUCAAAAUAUUGAUGUGUUGCGUCGACAAAGUGAAAUGGCGAUCUCUAGUCUGUAUGCAAAAGUUGUCGCUUUACAGAAUGAGCAAGAAGAAAUCAUCCCAAAGAAAAUUAAAGACUGGAUGAAAAAAGAGAUAGAAGACUGGAAAAUGAAAGACACCAAAUUUGUACCUACAAGAUCAAGCGUUUAUGUUUCAAAUUGCAUACAGAAACAGAGCUGCGUAACAUUGACAGGCAGUUCUGGAGUAGGGAAAACAUUCGUGGCUAGGCACAUUGCACUUAAUUUACAAUCAAAUGGAUACAGAAUUGUCCCAGUCUUAACAUCAACUGAUAUAAAGGACUAUUAUGCGCCCGGAAAACAAACUGUUUUUCUUGUAGAUGAUAUAUGUGGUAAAUUUACUAUAAGCCAAACACAGCUUGAGAAUUGGCAACAGAUGCUACCAAUAAUCAAAAUAAUUCUUAAAGACAAGUGCUGCAAGAUAAUUUCAACAUGUAGAUUGCAAGUCUAUAUCGAUGAUAAAUUUAGAUUGUUAGAGCCUUUUAGAAUAUGUGAAUGUAAUUUGAUCUCGAAAGAAAUGUGUCUUACACAAUUAGAAAGAACAACAAUAAAAAAAAUGUACAAAGUUAAUGGAAAUUUUGAUGAUAAUUUACAAGUAAGUGAUUGUUUUCCUCUAUUAUGUUCAUUGCAAUGUCUUCCUGUAAACAAAUUUAGAGAUUAUACCAAAUUUUUUAGAAAUCCAUUUGAUUUUUAUAAGGAUGAAUUGGACAAUCUGAAUAGAAGCGAUGUUGGAGGCAAGCAUAAAAUAUGUGGUCUUCUCUUAUGUGUACUUUCUAAUAAUAAAAUCCAAGAAAAAUGGUUCGAAGGUAGAGUAACAGAUGAACAGCGGCAAAUUUUAGACGAUGUAUAUGCGGCUUGUAGACUGAAUAUUAGUACACCGAAGACUGAAAUUAAGGAUGCAUUAGAAACAUUAGAUGGUUCAUUAGUUAUGAAAAGGAAUGCAAAAUACAGUGUUGUACAUGAUAAAAUAUUUGAUUUUAUGGCUCACUACUUCGGUGGAAGAAUGAUUCGAUGUUUGAUAGAUCAUUCUGAUUCCUAUUUCAUAAGUGACCGAUUCCGAUGGACAAAACUAAAGAACUUCAAUACAUCUGUCAUUGAAUUCUCUAUAAAUCUUACUGAUGAUUACUUUGGGCUGUAUUUAGAAAGAUUGGUAAACGAAUGGUCGGUAGGUAGGAUGACAGUCGUAUUUAUCAACAAUAAUAUGAAAUAUACAUUAUUCAGAGAACAAUUAUUAUUGCACUUACAAAAACAUGACAAAAUGCAGCGGGUGAAACUGGCAAACACAAAAGAUACCUUUGAAAUAAAGGGAUGGGGUACUUCAGGCAGCUAUCCAAUGUUACAUGCAUGUUAUUAUGGUUAUAUUGAUAUUGCCCAUUGGCUAUUAGACAAUGCUGUAGACGUGAAUCAAUGUAGAGAUGAUGGAAAUACUUCACUCUUUAUGGCUUGUUAUAAUGGUCACAAAAAUAUCGUCUCCCUCUUACUAGAAAGGAAUGUUUCCAUCAACAAAUGUAAUGAAAAAGGAAUAACCCCUCUUUUCAUUGCCUGUGAGAAAGGUUAUUCUGAAAUAGUAAAUCUAUUAUUGGCUAGUAAUGCCGAUAUCAAUAUCAGUAUGAAAGAUGAAGUUAAUAGCAUAUCACCGCUACUGAAAGCGACUCUGUUGAACCACAUUGAUAUCGUGAAGAAACUGCUGAAGAAAAACCCAGACGUGAAUUUUUCUGAAAAAGAUGGUUUCACGCCUCUUAUAUUCGCUUGUCAGAAUAACUACACAGAUAUGGCACGUCUGUUAAUUUAUAAUAAAUCAAAUGUAGAUAUGAAAACGAUUACCGGUGCUACCGCUAUACUCUUAGCUGCAGCAAAUGGAAAUAUUGAAAUCACUCGAUUACUUUUAGAAUUCAAUGCUGAUUGCAAUGUACAACUUUACAGUAAAGAGAUGGUAUCAUUUAGAAUGUUGUCUUGUCCAUGGACAACAUUAACAAAUGUAAAACUGUUCAUAUUCAACUUUACCAUUGAAAGGGGAGUACCAAGCGUUCAACAGUAUGCCCGCCUAAAGUCAGUAGAUUAUAUAUUUGAUAUUAUGGCAGGUUCAUCCCCUUUACACAUUGCCUGUGCUAUGGGUCAUUUGGAAAUAGUUAAAUAUCUUUUGCUCUAUAACGCCUCUGUUAAUCUGACAAAAGAUGAUGGAACAACUCCAUUAUUUUAUGCAUGCGAACUUGGACAUGAUAGUAUUGUACGUUUGCUUUUAGAUACAGAAGCAGAUAUCACUAUUUGCAGAGAUGAUGGAAGAUCGCCACUGGCAAUUGCAAAAGAAAAUGGUCAUAAGAAUAUAGAGAUGACCUUGGGUGAUACUGUGCUAUAUUUUAGAGGUAACCAGUAGAUGUAAUACAUGUAGAUCUACUUACGAAUAUAUAACUAAACAAUCAAUCAUUACUUUGUAAAAAGAAUUGUAGCUACUGAACUCCAGUGUGAACGAAUGUAACAAACGCUAUACGAAAGAUGUAUCAUAAAGCAUGUCAAAUGGAGAACCAUACUUUUGGUGAAGCAUACUUUCGGAGAAUAAAUGAAGGCCGAUAAGAUCAAUGAUGUUUGGUAAAAAAGAAUCAUGUUUAUAACGUAUAGAUCUAUGAACUAUGAAGUUAUGUUGAUAAGUUUAGUAUUACACUUAGUCUGGAAUACUUCUCUUUAAAAUAGGCAGUUUAUAUUGUAGACAAUCAAGGACAAACGGAAUGAUAUUCGAUAGUGAGAACUUUUUAUUCAGGUUUGAUAUUGUUUCAAAUAUUUGGUAUCUAAUGAUUUGGUUUGUAUGUAUAUUUGUAGCAUUAGACUUCUCAUUUAGGGUAUGUUUCAAUCAGUUAUACAUAAAUUAAGUUUAUAUCAGAAUUUAUGGGAAAAAAUGCAUUUGCAAUAUUUUACCUAAUACCUUCAUGAAGGGGUCCACAAAUAAGGCAAGGCUGUAUUUUCAAGACUCGAAAUUCGAAAUGAAAAAUCAUUGUG